Molecule: messenger RNA, 1464 nt
Organism: Nanorana parkeri
Lineage: Eukaryota; Metazoa; Chordata; Amphibia; Anura; Dicroglossidae
Gene: GRWD1
Product: glutamate rich WD repeat containing 1
Exons: 7
Coding region: 32-1426 (464 amino acids)
Molecular function (GO): protein binding
Source: RefSeq, a predicted model, not a curated record
CCAGCGGAAGUGACGUUUUCCCUUUUCCAUCAUGGCGGGCACAGGGGAUCCCACAUGGAGAGAAAGUGCAAGGGAGGAAGAUGAAGACAUGGAGGGGACCGAGAGUGAAGAAGAGGAUGACGGAGAUGAGAUCAUGGAGGAGAACGAAGAGGAAGAUAAAGACGAAGGUCCCAAGAGAGUGUACCUACCCGGUGUGGAACCCCUGGAUGAAGGAGAGGAGCUGGUGAUGGACCAUGAUGCCUAUAUUCUCUAUCACCAGGCGCAGACAGGUGCCCCAUGUUUAAGUUUUGAUGUCAUUCUGGAUGAUUUAGGAGACAAUCGUUCAGACUUCCCUAUGACCAUGUUCCUCUGUGCUGGCACUCAGGCCGACACCGCUCAAGGCAACAGGUUGUUGGUAAUGAAGAUGCACAACCUGCAUCGGACCAGCAAAGAGAAGAAAGACAAUUCGGAUUCUGAGAGCAGUGAAAGUGAAGAUGAAGAGGAGGAGGAGGAUAAAAAGCCACAACUGGAGCUGGCCAUGGUUCCACACUAUGGAGGCAUUAACCGUAUUCGGGUCUCUACGCUGCUGGACACUCCUGUAGCUGCAGUUUGGUCAGAAAAGGGUCAGGUGGAAAUCUAUGAUCUACAAAAGCAGUUGGCAGCUGUGUCGGACUCCCAGACCCUGGCUACCUUUCUGAAAGAAGAACAAGCCAAAAUCAAACCAAUGUUCUCAUUCUCUGGCCACAUGACAGAAGGCUUUGCCAUGGACUGGUCUUUGAAGACAGCAGGGAUGUUAAUUACUGGUGAUUGUAACAAAAACAUACAUUUGUGGAACCCAAAAGAAGGAGGAACUUGGAAUAUUGAUCAAAGACCAUUCACUGGCCAUACUAAAUCAGUGGAGGAUCUUCAGUGGUCUCCUAAUGAAGCCACGGUUUUUGCUUCUUGCUCAGUUGACAAAUCAAUUCGUAUUUGGGACAUUCGAGCGGCUCCUAAUAAGGCAUGCAUGCUGAUAGCCAACGAGGCUCAUGAAAGCGAUGUGAAUGUGAUCAGCUGGAACAGCACUGAGCCUUUUAUCCUCAGUGGAGGAGAUGAUGCUGUUCUGAAAAUCUGGGACUUGAGGCAAUUUCAGAAAGGAGUCAGUGUGGCAAAGUUUAAACAGCACACAGCACCUAUCACGUCUGUCGAGUGGCACCCUACUGAUAGUGGUGUAUUUGCUGCGGCCGGUGCCGACGACCAGAUCACUCAAUGGGAUCUUGCUGUGGAAAGGGAUCAGGAUCAGGAAGGAGAAAGUGAAGAUCCUGCAUUGUCCUCUAUUCCACCACAACUGCUGUUUGUUCACCAAGGAGAAAAAGACAUUAAGGAGUUACACUGGCACCCACAGUGUCCUGGCCUAGUCGUCAGCACAGCUCUGUCUGGUUUCAAUGUAUUUCGCACGAUCAGUGUGUGAGGACUUUGCUCCUUCUAGAGCUAUGGACAUCCAAUGCC